Messenger RNA from Clarias gariepinus (North African catfish), 702 nucleotides. It is a transcript of the gene ucn1, whose product is annotated as urotensin 1. NCBI's taxonomy places the organism in Eukaryota, Metazoa, Chordata, Actinopteri, Siluriformes, Clariidae. Gene Ontology annotation, molecular function: hormone activity. The transcript has 2 exons. The record is from RefSeq and is a predicted model, not a curated record. Bases 133 to 516 code for a protein of 127 amino acids. Gene Ontology annotation, cellular component: extracellular region.
UCGUUUACUUUCAUCCCAACCUUUAUCCACCUUGUUUUUUUAGAAGUUUGGAAGCAGAAAUACAUUAAAGAAGUUGUCUUUUGACUUCUUGUUCAAGACUCAAAACUUCAGGGAGUGUCUGCUCUGUCCAGCAUGAAGCCUGUCCCCUCUUUCUUGCUAAUAGCGGCUGUCUUACUAUCCACUCUCAUUCCUCCGAGUAUAUGUAGACCACUGGAUUUAAGCCUCUCUGAUUACCGCGACGAAACCAAGAACAUGCUGGAUGAAGCUUUGCUUAGGGCGGGAAAGUUCCUCAGCAGCGGAAACGGUCGAGGGCAUGCGCUAAGACACGUCUCGACUUUCCCCGUCCCGAACAGUUUGGAGGAGCUUGUCAGUUUCACCAAGAGGAAUGACGAUCCGCCCAUAUCGAUCGAUCUCACAUUUCAUCUGUUGCGCAAUAUGAUCGAAAUGGCGCAGCUUGAGAAUCAGAGGGAACAGGCAGAACUGAACCGCAAAUAUCUGAAUGAAGUGGGGAAGUGAAAAAAAAAGAAGAAGAAAAAAACUCGAACAAGAAAACCAGCUCCACUCAGACCUCAGUUUUGCUUACUUUAAGUGCUUACUAAACUACAAUAUUAUACUUCUACCAGGAAUGAAACAUGACUUAACUGCGCUCAGUGCAGUGGCUGAACACGACUAAUGGGGGGAAACACAACAGAACGGGGAACU